This is a messenger RNA of Physcomitrium patens, 4051 nucleotides long. The record is from RefSeq and is a predicted model, not a curated record. NCBI's taxonomy places the organism in Eukaryota, Viridiplantae, Streptophyta, Bryopsida, Funariales, Funariaceae.
GUCUCGCCUGGGAUUGCCUCCCAGUCCAGAGCUCAUUCAAGCGGAUCCGGCAUUAGGGUUUGGUGCUCACCCCCAAACUCGCACGUAGUCUGUUUCCCGGUCUUGGCUUACGCCCAAUCCCAUCCAAUUUUGAGCUGCACCUGCCCCCGCAACCGCUCCCCUACCCCCAGCUCGCCUUCCUUCCCUCGUUUUCCCUCCCUUGCCCGCUUCUCUACACGCCUUUUCAUCUCCGUCCUCGCCCGCGCCCUCGUCGUUGUCCUCGUCUUCGUCCAUCCCCCUUUUUUCUUUCCUCUCCCGUUUCUUCUCCUCUUUCCUUUCUGUUCUCCAUCCCCCUGGCUCUUUUCCCCGUUGUGUCGUUGCGCGCGCUCUAUCGUUAUGGCGGACUCUGGCGAUGUUUAUGGCUUGGCGUCUGGGUAGCGGUGUUGCGCUGGGAUGGAGAUGGCGAGAAGGAAGGUUCUGCAGGGGCGGCGAGGAGGAGCAGCAUGAAGACUGACGAGACGCCUUUGAAUCACUACACAAUCGAACUCCUAAAACCGUUGGCUGAUGUAGACCCUAUCUUGCUUUCUGACUACGCCGCAACACUGCUGAAGAUCGACAAGCCUAAGAAGGAAUCGCAGACAUUUUGCGUGGACCAGCUGUGCGGUUUUCUUGGAGGUGGUCAAUUGAUGGCCUGCAGUUGAACCUGCCUCACCUGACUGGCUGCCCCUCUUGGUUGAGGCUCUGCAAAAUGUGGGAAGGAACGGCUGUGGGCAUACGUGUACAAAUGGUUGGAAAGAAGAAUUUAUAUUAAUUGUAUCGUACCAGCCGUGAGUGCAGGAGCAAACUUAUUCGUUGUCAACCUAUUUCAUGUUAUUGACGACGGGACGAUCCCCUCCAGAAUGGAUGAUCUGGAAAUUGUCAAGCCUCUGGACAAAGCGGAAUCCCUCGCCGAGGCUGCAGAGACCAGAAUAUCGCCUUCCCAUUUAGAGAGGAUACCGAGCGCCGGCGCCCAGGAUUGGGAGGAGGAGCUAGAGGAAGAAGAUAGCAGCGACGACGAUCGGAAUCACAAGCAUCGGCGUCGAGUUUCUCGAUCCCGUUCUGGAGACAGAGUAGACGAAUCCAAUGUUUCUCGGUACAACGGAGGUGGGUCAAAUGAUCUCAAGCGCCAAACCGGUGACCACGGUAGAGAAGGAGGAGGAGGACAGUCCAACCGAGAGCGGCCGUCGAAGUUUGAAAGACUAUCGGGUCGUGAUGCAGGGGGUCGAUUUAGCAACGGAGAGCAAGCAGAGCGAGGUCUAAUACGUGGCGGUGGUCCUCCGUUUCGGGGGGAUGCACCUAGCCUGGGGCUCGAUGGAGUGCGUAUGGGCCGUGGCAGAGGAGCUGGUAGUUGGGUCGGUCCUAUGCCGCCCCCGUUUGCUGACGCACCACCUCUGUUGUCCCCGAAUGGAGGCUAUUUCUCGAACGGCAGGGGCUUGGGUGGGCGUGGGGUUGGGUGGCCCGGAGGAUUCGGACACAUGAGUGGCAUGGGAGCUAGUUCAUUGGAACUUUCGCAUGGUGGGCGAGGGCCACCUGGAGUUAUGAACCUGGGGAUGGGAACGGGUUUAGGACCUGUGCGACCGAGGUGUCUGGAUUUUGAAGAACGAGGGUUCUGUCUUCGAGGAGAUCUGUGUCCCAUGGAUCAUGGUUCCCACAUUGUCGUGGAGGAUGUGCAGAGCCUGUCCCAAUUUAACCUGCCUGUCAACCUUUCAAGUGGGCGAGGCAUGGCUGUGGCGCCCGGGCAGAUGGCAGCCUCCAAUACCAUGCUACCCACUUCUGCACCUUCAAGUUCUCGGGGGAGCCGAGGGAGCCGGGAGCCGAGUAUUCCUCCACUAGAAGCUCCGAUCGUGGUGAAUGGCCAAGUGUCUGGUGCUGAACCUGACCUGUACGAUCCAGAUCAACCGCUUUGGAACAAAGACAGACCUGAGGCCACGGGAAGGGUUAGAAAGUUGUCAGCGUUUCAGACGGAACAUCUUGAGGUGGUUAAAGAGAAACCGGAACUGAAGAAGAACCCAGAUGGGCGAGGGGUUGAUGGUGGCAGCAGAGGUGCCAACAGCAGCAGCUUGCAUGGUGCAGACGCAGUGUCCACUGUGUGGGAUCGCAUAGGACUUGUAGAUGUAAGCGCUGCUAGUGCAGGGGUGAAAUUAGAAGAACAGCGGGGUCAGAGCAGAGGAGUUACGUGGCAGCCCGGAAGAUGGGAAGACCGUGAACCUGUCAGCGGAGCCACCAACCUCAAUACAAAUCCUGGACGAGGACGGGGUGCUGCCGGGUGGGCAGAGGUAGGUCCUCCAUUCAACCGCUCCAAAGAUGGGAGCAAGUUGGGGCCUCGCGCUCCUGGGCGCAGCGUAGAACAUGCUCAACGCACACUCUAUGUGAACUGCAUACCUCCCAAUGCUAAUCAGGCAGAGGACUUGCUCAUGCACUUUGAAAAGUUUGGACGUGUUGUGGAUGUCCGAAUUCCUCCACACAGUGACAGAGCCUUUAUCCAGUUCGCUACUCGAGAGGAGGCGGAGUCAGCACUGGCUUCCCCCGAUGCUGUGAUGGGGAACCGAUUCAUACGAUUGUCGUGGGCUAAUCGUGAUAGCAUCAAUAGUGAUAGCGGCGCUUCCACUUCUUUUACUGGUCAGCCGCCAACCUCUGGCUCUGAAGCAGCAGGUGGCCAUGCUGCACUAGUAAAAGGUAGAGGAAAACUGAGUUUGACUGGUCUGAAUGGAGUCGUUGCCGGCCUGUCGGGAACUUCGAUCCCAGAAGGCAGCAACAAAGCCACCACAUCGAAUGGUUCCGCAACUUCCUUGAUUAGCCCAGUAGCUAUGGCAUCAAAGAAACAGGAGGAAUUAGAGCUUAUGCGUGAGAAGAUCCGUCAGAAGCAAGAGGCCCUAGCUCAGAAACGCGACGAUUUUCGGCGGAAGCUCGACAAGCUCGCUAGUCAGGGGGUUGCAGGAUCCGAGGACCCUAUAGUAGACCAUGCCAGCAAGCGACAGAAAGGGGACAAUUCUAGUGACGUGAGACCGUGCAAAGAUAUUGCCGCUGUUGGCAGUUUAACGACUACUUCUGGCAUUAGGAAGACGAACUCGGGGGAAGUUGCGCAGGCAGGGACGACACAGGCGUCAUCGAAGCCUACAAGAUCUCCCCAUCGUCGGACACCUUCGGGAGCAUCUGUAGGACACCCCGCAUCUGCGUGGGGUCCUGGACGAUUCAAACUUGAUAAUCGCACAACGGCUUUUAGGGUUCUGCCUCCUCUUCCGGCUACUAUCUCUGAUGUUGCAGCUGUAAAAGACCAUUUCGCUGCAUUUGGCGAGCUAUCAAGCGUGGAAGUCGAGGAUGCAGAGGAUCACAAAGUGGAUUCAGGACAACCCUGGAAAUCGAGUAGCCCCAUACGGAUUAGCUACAGUACUCGACGGAGUGCAGAAAGAGCUAUGACGCAGGGCAGGUGGUUUCACGGACAGUCGUUAAAUCUGGUUUGGGUCUCUGUUGCUGUAACCAAUCGGCCAUCAGAGAGUGCUCCUGCUAGCAUCACCGCUUUGACCGAGCAUAAGACCACGGGUAGAGGCGAUGCCAACGAAGUUUGGGAAGAAUCGUCUGUUGAAGAGCAGCACCACGUGGAAAGCAAGGCAAGCCUGAAAAAUGAAGCUCAUCCAAGUGGAGCUCGGGUGGUGUAAUUCCUCAAUAACACCAGACGCCUGAGAUGUAACAAGCAUACUUGCACCUGUCAAAAUAGCUCUGAAUGUAUCUAAAACCCCAUUUUGCGUUGGGGAACGUUCGAGUGCCUCAUUAGGAACGAGGUCUGCUCGACACAUUUAGUUUAGCGUAGACUCUGUAAUUUGUAAGCUUUUUUCGGUUUCCAGCUUCCUUUUUCCUUUUCUUUUUCUUAUUCUUAGGACUUUCAAUUGACAAGUAAUCAAGCCAGAUGUAGAGCUCAUGAUCGAAGAGCCAUUUUUGGAAUUAAAUUGAAGUCACUAGGCUGGUUGCCAACAGCCAAGCAAGGUGGAUGUGGCUGCUUACUGCCCUUCCAGGUCACCUUUGCCGUUCCAAAUCA